Neoarius graeffei (lesser salmon catfish) is the source of this 1533-nucleotide messenger RNA. It is a transcript of the gene lipib, whose product is annotated as lipase, member Ib. Gene Ontology annotation, molecular function: carboxylic ester hydrolase activity; lipase activity. The record is from RefSeq and is a predicted model, not a curated record. Gene Ontology annotation, biological process: lipid metabolic process. Bases 1 to 1533 code for a protein of 510 amino acids. The transcript is spliced from 11 exons. Lineage: Eukaryota; Metazoa; Chordata; Actinopteri; Siluriformes; Ariidae.
AUGUUGCGUCUUAGACACGUUCAGCUCAUUGCAGUGUCAUUCUUUUCAACGUUUUGCCCAGUAACAAUGGAUCUUUCACGGUUUAUGGUUCUCGUGGGCUUCUUCUUGCUUGGCAGAGGGGCCAGAAAUUCUUUAGUUGAACAUGACAUUACUACCCGCUGUAAUCACCUUACACUUCUCAGAGGUCAGGCGGGAGGGGCUGAGGUCAGCAUGGGGAGAGAGAGAGGCAAAGGCAAAGAGUGUGACAACUUUUCCGAUGUGGACUUCCAUGAGGCAUUCAUUGGAACCAACCUGUACGUGCGUCUGCUCCUGUACACACGUGCCAACCUGGACUGUGGCCACGAGCUUCCUCAUCACAACUUCACCAAAGUGCUGUUGUUCCACGUCACCCGACCUACCACCUUCGUCAUCCAUGGCUACCGGCCCACUGGCGCGCCCCCCAUCUGGAUCAACCACAUCACACGGCUGCUGGUAGAGCAGGCUGACAUGAACGUCCUGGUGGUGGACUGGAACCGUGGAGCUGCCAACCUCAACUACUUCACUGCUGUGGCUAACACACGCCACACCGCCGCCAACAUCACCGCCUUCAUACGCAGGAUGAUGGAUGAGGGAGCGUGUCUCAACUCGAUCCAUCUCAUUGGAGUGAGUCUGGGUGCACAUGUGGCUGGGUUUAUAGGAGCUAUGCUGGGAGGCCGAGUGGGACGAAUCACAGGUCUGGACCCUGCUGGCCCUAUGUUUGCAAGUGUGCCUCCAGAGGAGCGCCUGGAUCCAACCGAUGCUCAGUUUGUAGACAUCUUACACACAGAUAUGAACUCAUUUGGCCUCAGAGGACCUAAUGGUCAUAUCGAUUUCUACGCCAAUGGUGGACUUGACCAGCCUGGGUGCCCCAAGACUAUAUUCUCAGGAAAGUCCUACUUUGUUUGCGACCACCAGCGCUCUGUUUUUCUCUACCUGUGCUCUCUAAACCGCACCUGUCACCUCACCGCUUAUCCAUGCUCCUCCUACACUGACUUCAUCAACGGCCAGUGUUUGCAGUGUGAGGCCUUUAAACCAGCGUCCUGCCCUGUUCUGGGAUACAAUUUGAGCCAGUGGAGGGACAAACUGUUGAAACUGGGACAGACAAAAGUCUAUUUCUCUACCACAGCAGAGCCGCCAUACAGAAAGACGAGCUACAUAGUGGACACUGUUAUGUGGAAUCAGUACCUGCGAUGGGGGAUAGUCAUCCUUCGUCUUCACAGCGGCAAAAAUGUAACGGAGGCAAAGAUUGACCAUAAGCUGCUACGCUUUGAGAAACACACCUCUAUGCGACUGCUUGCACAGUUUGACGAGGACUUGUAUCCAGUUCAGAAGAUCUCCUUCCGAAUUGUUACUGGGAACGUAAUCGGACCUCAAUAUAAGAUUCGACUCCUCCGCAUCACGAUUACGCCACUGGAUCUGUUAGAGAGGCCUCCGAUGUGCCGAUAUGACCUCGUCAUGGAGGAGAACACAGAGGUGACCUUUAAACCCCUGUUGUGCGAGGAGUCUCAUCUGUAA